Molecule: messenger RNA, 1275 nt
Organism: Lodderomyces margitis
Lineage: Eukaryota; Fungi; Ascomycota; Pichiomycetes; Serinales; Debaryomycetaceae
Product: 2-aminoadipate transaminase
Exons: 1
Coding region: 1-1275 (424 amino acids)
Biological process (GO): biosynthetic process
Molecular function (GO): pyridoxal phosphate binding; L-2-aminoadipate:2-oxoglutarate transaminase activity
Source: RefSeq, a predicted model, not a curated record
AUGACCAUGAUAAACUUCCUCAAAGGACAUCCUACUAGAACUAUUAUACCAGUUAAGGAGAUAGCAAAUGCAUAUAGUAAAGUGUUGCUUGACAGUGACUAUCUUUCAUAUGAUAGUGAUCCAAAUAAUCAACAUCCACUAGCAUACGGCACUGAUCCUGGUAAUUUGGAUGUCAGAACUACUAUUUCCAACUGGGUAAAUGACAAAUACCAAAUUCAAUCAACAAGUGCUGACUUGAUAAAUUUGACGGCAGGAGCGUCUUACGGGGUCGCCAACAUCUUGGCAUCAACAACAACACCCCAGCUAACAAAAAAGGCCUUUGUCGUUACACCAACAUAUUUCUUGAUCAACAGUGUUUUCGUUGAUGCAGGUUUGGGAGAUGAUUUAAUAGCCAUAAAUGAAACUUCGUCAAGUGAGUAUGAUAUCGACUUGGAGAAACUUGAAUCUGAAUUGCAAAAAUUUGGCAAAACUGGAGUUGAUACAAUCUUGAAAGAUCCCAGAGGCGAACGCAAAAUCUACCAAUUCGUAAUGUAUCUUGUUCCAACAUUUUCAAAUCCCGGUGGCAUGACAUAUUCGUUAAAGACUAGAGAGAAGUUGUUACAACUAGCAAGAAAAUAUGACAUGCUACUCAUUAGCGACGAUGUUUAUGAGUUUUUAAACUAUGCCUCAACAACAACAAUUCCACCACCAAUACUGAAGAUAAACCAAAUUGAUCAAAAGACGGUGUCAAACAAGUACGGAAACUCAAUUUCUAAUGCUACAUUCUCCAAAAUUAUUGCGCCAGGGUUGAGAGUUGGUUGGCAAGAAUCCGCGACACCAGCAUUAGUCCACCAAUUGAGUGUCACUGGUGCUAAUAAAUCUGGUGGUACACCAUCACAAUUAUCGACUUUAGUCGUUGCUAAUUUAAUUGAAUCGGGAAAAUUGGAUACAAUCAUUCUCAAUUUUAAAUCAGUUUAUGCGGAGAGGGCCCAAGUUUUGAAAAAGAGUAUCAAAAAAUAUUUACCUGCCAACACUCAAGUUGAUGGAGGCGAUGGUGGAUAUUUCCUUUGGAUUAAAUUACCCAAGGAAAUUGAUAAUCAUGCAGUGAUUGAACAAUUGGCCCAAAAGGGUGUUGUGAUUCCCAGUGGGGAAGGGUUUGAAGUUUUGGGGUCAAAUAAUAAACAAAGAUGGGGCGAUCAUUGUGUUAGAUUGAGUAUCAGCUAUUUGACCACCGAGGAAAUUGAACAGGGGGUGAAGAUAUGGGGUGAAACUAUUGUAGAGUUGGGUAACAAGUGA